This is a messenger RNA of Filobasidium floriforme, 1050 nucleotides long. RefSeq lists its product as uncharacterized. The transcript has 6 exons. Bases 214 to 939 code for a protein of 241 amino acids. NCBI's taxonomy places the organism in Eukaryota, Fungi, Basidiomycota, Tremellomycetes, Filobasidiales, Filobasidiaceae. The record is from RefSeq and is a predicted model, not a curated record.
UGUGCUUACAUCAGCAGGUCCAUGGGCUAUCAUCGGAACGUUGUAAUGAUAAUGUGGAGGUAUGAUUCACGAACGCCGAUGAUUUCCCCGGGCAAGCGGAUAGGGGUAAUGGGGUAUAUAGCAGGGUGACCGUCUUUUUUGAAGGUCUCUCCGUCCGUCUUCGAGAUUGUACAUUCUUUUGACUAGACUAUAAUCAGUCAAUACAACUUCAAAAUGUCCAAAGUCAUUGCCAUCACCGGAGCCAACCGAGGACUCGGCCUCGAAUUCGUCAAACAAUACAGCCAGGACAGCAACGUCACCGUUAUCGCCUAUCAACGAAGCGAUGACCGAUCAGCCAUCGAGGCGUUGAAGAAGGACAACGUCAAGAUCAUCAAGUUGGACGCGGCUGAUGAUGAGCAGGUCAAGAAAGCCGUCGAGGAGACCAAAAAGAUCACCAAAUCGAUCGACAUCCUCAUCAACAACGCCGCCAUCAACACCGGACCUUUUAAACUGACCGAACCGCAAGACCUCUCCCCCAUAUCCAAAGUGCACGACACAAACGUCCUCGGCCCUAUCCGGGUGACGACCUCCUUCCUCCCGCUCUUACGUGAGGGAAAGGACAAGAAAGUCAUCUUCAUCAGCAGCGGGGUAGCUUCGUUGACGAGGACCGUCAAGAAGAGUUUCGGGCCUAUGGCUCCUUAUGCCAUGUCCAAGACGGGCUUGAACAUGGUCGUCGCCCUCUACUCGGUCGAGCUCUCUGACGAAGGGUUUACCUGUCUCGCCUUUGACCCCGGUCACGUUCAGACGGAUAUGGGUGGUGGUCACGCCCCCUUAACACCCCCGGAGAGCAUCAAGAACAUGAUCGCCAAGAUCUCCUCGGUCUCCCCGGAAGUGAACGGCAAAUUCUUCGCCGUCAAGGGCGAUCCCGGUUCGACCAAGAUGGAGGAGGAGGACUGGUAAUUGGUAGUCGUUCCGGCACUUCUCUAGUGUAGUAGAAGAUUUGUACUGUAGUUUUACCAGUAACCACGUCAUACGGAAAGUUGAAAGUUGAAAGUUGAAAGUCGAGAUGCA